AUGCUGAACAGUUUUGAUUCUUGCAUUAAGACCGCGUCUUCCGGCGUUUUUGAAGGCAUAACUGUCAAUUUAGGCCUCUGGGAUACAGCUGGUACAGAGCUUAUAUUGCUAAACUAUAUGUUAUGCUCCAGAACUUUGGUUAAGCAGGAAAAAUAUGUCUUCAAACAUCCACAGCCAAAACGACCACGGUCAAUUAGAAUAUAUGAGUCACACAUUGGAAUGAGUAGCCCGGAGCCAAAAAUCAACACAUAUGCUAAUUUUAGAGAUGAUGUACUACCUCGCAUUAAAAAGCUUGGCUAUAAUGCUGUCCAGAUUAUGGCUAUCCAAGAACAUUCUUAUUAUGCUAGUUUUGGGUACCAUGUUACUAAUUUCUUUGCACCUAGCAGUAGGUUUGGAACUCCAGAAGAUCUUAAGUCUCUGAUAGACAGAGCCCAUGAACUAGGUCUGCUUGUUCUGAUGGAUAUUGUACAUAGAACCCUCCUGUAA
Vicia faba (fava bean) is the source of this 486-nucleotide messenger RNA. NCBI's taxonomy places the organism in Eukaryota, Viridiplantae, Streptophyta, Magnoliopsida, Fabales, Fabaceae. The record is from the annotation of a GenBank genome assembly.